Talpa occidentalis (Iberian mole) is the source of this 1917-nucleotide messenger RNA. It is a transcript of the gene SBSN, whose product is annotated as suprabasin. The record is from RefSeq and is a predicted model, not a curated record. The transcript has 6 exons. The coding region runs from base 63 to 1856 and encodes 597 amino acids. Lineage: Eukaryota; Metazoa; Chordata; Mammalia; Eulipotyphla; Talpidae.
AGGAUAAAUAGCAGCUUUGAUUCCCUGCCUCCUCUCUGCAUUCUCCCCACCUUCCCAACAACAUGCGUCUUGCCAGUGUGGUCAGCUCCUGCUGCCUCCUAUUGCUACUGGGGGCUCUGCCUGGAUGGGCAGCCAAAGAUGACCCCCUGGAGAAGGUCAUUGAAGGCAUCAACCGAGGGCUGACCAGUGCAGAGAGAGAAGUGGGCAGGGCCCUGGAAGGCCUCAACAAUGGAAUCACUCAAGCUGGAAGAGAAGUGGAGAAAGUUUUUAGUGGACUUGGCAACGUGGGGAGCCAGAGCGGCAAGGAGCUGGACAAGGGUGUCCAGGGGCUCAACCACGGCUUGGACAAGGUAGCCCAUGGGAUCAACAAUGGUGCUGGACAAGCCGGAAAGGAAGCAGAGAAGUUUGCCCAUGGGGUCAACAGCGCCGCUGGACAGGUUGGGAAGGAGGCAGACAAAGUGAUUCAGGGGGUACAUCAUGGGGUGAACCAGGCAGGAAGUGAAGCAGGGAGGUUGGGCCAGGGGGUCCACCAUGCUAUAGGGCAGGCUGGGCAUGAGGCAGGAAGAUUGGGCCAGGGGAUCCACCAUGCUGCUGGGCAGGCUGGGAACGAGGGAGGGAGGCUGGGCCAGGGGGUCCACCAUGCUAUAGGGCAGGCUGGGGAUGCGGCAGGGAAGUUGGGCCAGGGGGUCCACCAUGCUGCUGGGCAGGCUGGGAAUGAGGGAGGAAAGUUGGGCCAGGGGGUCCACCAUGCUAUAGGGCAGGCUGGGCAUGAGGCAGGAAGGUUGGGCCAGGGGAUCCACCAUGCUGCUGGGCAGGCUGGGAACGAGGGAGGGAGGUUGGGCCAGGGGGUCCACCAUGGUAUAGGGCAGGCUGGGGAUGCGGCAGGGAAGUUGGGCCAGGGGAUCCACCAUGCUGCUGGGCAGGCUGGAAAUGAGGGAGGGAAGUUGGGCCAGGGGGUCCACCAUGCUAUAGGGCAGGCUGGGCAUGAGGCAGGAAGGUUGGGCCAGGGGAUCCACCAUGCUGUAGGGCAGGCUGGGAAUGAGGGAGGAAAGUUGGGCCAGGGGUUUGGCCAGGGGAUGCACCAUGGUGUUAAUGAGGCCUGGAAAGAGACAGAGAAGUUUGGUCAGGGGGUGCAAUACACUGCAGGGCAGGCUGGGAAGGAGGUGGAGCAGUUUGGCCAGGGGAUGCACCAUGGGAUUUACGAGGCUGGGAAGGAGGCAGAGAAGUUUGGUCAGGGGGUGCAGCAUGCCGCAGGGCAGGCUGGGAAAGAGGGCGACAGAGUGAUCCAAAGCGUCCAUCAAGGAGUUAACCAGGCUGGGAAGGAGGCAGAGAAGUUCGGUCAGGGGGUGCACUAUGCCGCAGGACAGGCUGGGAGAGAGGGGGACAGAGUGAUCCAAGGGGUCCAUCCUGGGUUCAACCAGGCUGGGAAGGAGGUGGAGCGAUUUGGCCAGGGGGUUCACCAUGCUGUUGAACAGGCCGGAAAGGAUGCGGACAAAAUGGUCCAAGGGUUCCAUGAUGGGGUCAACCAGGCCGGGAAGGAGGCAGAGAAACUUGGCCAAGGGGUCCACCAAGCUGCUGGCCAGGCUGGAAAGGAAGCGGAGAAACUUGGCCAAGGUGUCCACCAGGCUGCUGGCCAGGCCGGGAAGGAGGCGGACAGGUUGCAGCAGAAUUUUCAUAAUGGGGUCCACCAAGCCGGCAAGGAGGCCAACCAGCUGCUGAAUGGCGGUCAUCAAGGCGGAUACACCGGCCAGCACGGAGGGGGCGCAACCACAACAUUAACAUCUGGAGCUUCGGCCAACAAGCCCUUCAUCAACUUUCCAGCUCUGUGGUGGAGCGUCGCCAACAUCAUUCCCUAAACUGAUGCACUGGCCUUGCUGAGCAGACUGACCUUCCUGUGGUUCUAUCAGCUGAAAUGAC